Molecule: messenger RNA, 1001 nt
Organism: Pieris rapae (cabbage white)
Lineage: Eukaryota; Metazoa; Arthropoda; Insecta; Lepidoptera; Pieridae
Gene: His2Av
Product: histone H2A.V
Exons: 5
Coding region: 125-514 (129 amino acids)
Cellular component (GO): nucleosome
Molecular function (GO): protein heterodimerization activity; structural constituent of chromatin; DNA binding
Source: RefSeq, a predicted model, not a curated record
CAACCCCAGCAAUUCAUCAAAUAAACGCGGCACUGCCAUCUUUAUUGUGUCGAUUUGGAUUUUGGCUUGGCGCCUUCCUGUUGGUUUCUCUCAGUAGUAGUGAUAGUGUGUUACACGUUACAAAAUGGCUGGAGGUAAAGCUGGUAAGGACUCUGGCAAAGCUAAAGCAAAAGCUGUCUCAAGAUCAGCAAGAGCUGGGUUACAGUUUCCAGUGGGCAGAAUUCAUCGGCAUUUAAAAAAUAGAACUACAAGUCAUGGACGCGUUGGGGCCACGGCAGCGGUUUACUCCGCGGCUAUUCUCGAAUAUCUUACAGCAGAGGUGUUGGAGUUGGCUGGCAAUGCAUCUAAGGAUCUGAAAGUGAAGCGUAUUACACCUCGGCAUUUGCAGUUGGCCAUCAGAGGAGAUGAGGAGUUAGACAGUCUUAUCAAAGCAACCAUUGCCGGAGGUGGUGUCAUCCCUCAUAUUCACAAAUCUCUCAUUGGCAAAAAAGGUGGACCUGGAGCACCAGUCUAAUGAAGAUACAAGGAAGAUAAUAUUCACAAGCACAUGUCGCCGGGUUAACAAUCAUUAUCAUUGUAAAUUUGGUCAAGCAAUGGCUAUUGUGGCUAAAUUAGUUUUAAGAUUAGUGACGUGGGGAGUGCAGUGACACAAUUGUCUGGACUUAUUAGUUAUAAGCCAUAGAAUAUUUAGAAUAAGGAGAUUUAAAUAGGAAUUAAUUGUGUAAGUUAAGGGUUUCACAUUCUCUGUUCUUCAGGAGAAAUAUUGCAUCCUAGUGUUAUACACUUGACGCGGGAUACCGCCAUUAAUUUUGUUUACAUAAGUAAAUUCUCCAAAUUUUGUUACUUGCUCUAAGCUUUUGUAUUUGUAAUUUGCAGCAUUUUAUGUUUGUGUAACAAAUUGAAUAAGCAAUGAUAAAUAGUUUGUAAUUUCGUAUUAUGAAACUGUUACAAAUUGUAAGAAAUGUAUUUUGACCUUUAAAAUAUAUUGGACGUAAAAUUUG